This is a messenger RNA of Thunnus maccoyii (southern bluefin tuna), 3310 nucleotides long. RefSeq names its product kelch repeat and BTB domain-containing protein 11. Bases 478 to 2388 code for a protein of 636 amino acids. The transcript has 2 exons. Gene Ontology annotation, molecular function: protein binding. The record is from RefSeq and is a predicted model, not a curated record. NCBI's taxonomy places the organism in Eukaryota, Metazoa, Chordata, Actinopteri, Scombriformes, Scombridae.
CCCGCUGCCAAUGCUGGACAGUUCCAGAUCCUGCAGGGACGGCGCUGGGUGUGCGCAGCAGCUCUCCACACGUCCACAAGGAGGAAAUGACUUGGCCACGAUCUGAAGGAGGUGCGACCUGAGGUGACUGUUUGAUCGUCCCUCUGCCUCGCCUCCGCCUCGGAAACCGGAGACAUUUCAGCUCAGGAGCGGAUGAAACGGGACUUCAGAGGGUCGAUGGAUAAAAGGUGAACGGAUGGGAGAAAGCUGAUGGUAUUGUCGGUGAAGUAAACUCAGCCCGGCUGCUUCGUCAGGAUUGCGCUUGCCUUACGUAACGGAGCUUUGUGGAAGGGACCGGCAGGGAAACUGCUGCUGCCGAGCUGUUUAACCACAACGAGGACACGCAAGUGAAAACAGAGAGUUCGAGGCACAAGUUCAUCCAUCGACUCAGCAUGAUCAGUGAAGAGGCUGUCUUCCGACACCAGUGAGCACGUCAAGAUGAACGAGGGCCGCAGGCAAGGAGGAGGAGCCGUCACUGUUGAGGCUACUGUCAUCCUCCACGCCGUGAACCCUGAGCUCGACAAAGAUGAGAAUUCAUGUCCACGUUACGUCCAGGGAUUCCUGCAGGACGACCAGGAUUUCAACCCUCCUACUGUGUUCGAGAAGGAAUACCUCCUGGAUGGAAGACUGAUGGAUAAUAACCAUAUCGAUCACCAGAAAGGUAACGGCUCGUACAUCUCGAGAGCUGACCAGUUUCAUCUCUCUGAUGACAAGGGUGAUCUGGACCUCCUUCCUCAUGCUGACUCCACUGUGUCCAACCACAUUGCUGGCAUGCAGCCAAGUUGUGCGAGCGGUGAAAUCCACAAUGGUGCCAGAGCUAAAGUGUCUUACAGUGCAGAUUCCUCUGUGUGCUUGUCUGGCCAAGCCAAACAGGAAACUGAUCGGUCAGUCCUAAAAUCGAACCUCGAGCGCAGGGACAGCAGCCAGGAAGCUGAAAAUACACAGUCUGAAAAAAAGCCUGAUUUAGUCAUCGAAGUCGGCGGGCAGACGAUCAACGCUCACAAGUCUGUCCUGGCAGAGAAGAGUGACUACUUCAAAGCCCGGCUGUCACGAGACAUCCUGAAAGUGAAGGGGGUGAGCUACAAGACUCUGUCUACGUUGAUAGACUAUGUUUACACUUGUCAGAUGAAUGUUUCUAAGGACAAUGUUGUAGAUGUCAUCACGGGGGCUAAAAUCCUGCAGAUCCCCUGUGCGGUCCAGGCGGCCAUGGACUCCAUGUCGGAACAAAUCACUGCAGAGAACUGCUACGAGAUUCUGAGCAUCGCAAAGAAGCAGCGACUUAGUGAACUGAAGGAGACCGCCUAUGGAUUCAUGAGCGACAACUUCCUCCAGAUCCUCAAAGACCCCUCAGUGUACGGGCGUCUGACCGGAUCGGAGCGGGAUCUGAUCCUGAAGAAGAGAAUGGAGGGGAGGAAGACUCUGAUGGUUUCAGAGAUAAACGAUGUGUUUGAUCGUGUUGGGAGCCGGCCGCCAAGCCGCUGUGGCAGCCGGCCACAGAGCCCCUUGUCUGUGGGGUCUUUUGAGGAGAACCACAUGAUUUACUACUUCAACGAAACAGCAAAUGACUGGAGACCUUUGACUGUGAUGCCUGAGGACGUAAACACUAAAGGGUGUGGUAUCUGCACAAUGUAUAAUUACCUGUUUGUGGCAGGGGGGAUAAAGGGCUACGGGGACAAGGGCAAGGUUUCAGACAAGGUCUUCUGUUACAACCCCAUAACCAACCGCUGGGCCGAGGUCCGCCCUCUGAACCAGGCUCGUGCCCAGCUAAAACUCGUGUCUAUGGAUGGCUACCUGUACGCCAUCGGAGGGGAGUGUUUGUUUACAGUGGAAAAAUAUGACCCUCGUAUGGACCGCUGGACCACAGUGGCCCCCUUGCCCAAAGGAGCCUUUGCAGUGGCCCACGAAGCCACCACCUGCAGCGGAGAGCUGUACGUUUCCGGGGGCUCUCUCUUCUACCGCCUUCUCAAGUACGACCCUAAGAGGGACGAGUGGCAGGAGUGCCCCUACAACAACAGCAGGAAGAAGUCUACAGACAUGGUGGCUUUGAAAAGCUUCAUCUACCGCUUUGACGUCAACCGCGAGCAGGGGAUCAACGUGUUCAAGUACAACACAAUAGUGAAAAUGUGGCACGAUUGCGCAUCGCAGAGGCUUGGAAGCCAUUUACCAUUUAGGUGUGCAGUUAUUGGCAAUUGCAUCUACUGUGUGAACAAAACCCAGACUCUUCAGUUUAUAGUGGAGGAGGAGAAUGCUUACUUUGUUGAGGAGACACUGAGGGCGCCUUUGGAGGCAAAAGGCAUUCUUUUUCCUUUUGUUCUCACUUUGCCUGAAAAGCCUGAAAAAGUCACAUAGGGGGUGUGAUCCAGGGUGAAAUGAUGUGUCAUAGCAAAACUGGAAAUAAGCAGAAGACCUUAAAUACACUCUUCAAUGUCAGCUUUCUAUCUCAGUGUCUCAUUGCCUGCUUGCAAUGGAAUGUGUGUAUUUGCAUGGCAAUUCAAUGUGUCUACAGGGUUAAGCCUUAAAAGGAAAACUUUUUCAGUGCUGAAUGAAUGCAACAAUAUUUGUAUCCGACUAUAGAUAAUGACAUGAUGAAAGUGACAGUAGAUUAUUUUGUGCAGUUCCUGUAUUCAGUUUUGUUUGGUGCACUUUUGUAGUUAGAAACAGAUGUUAUUUAGAACAUAUUAACUAGUUGACUGGUGACUUUGGUAACAAAACAAGUGUUUUGUUGAAAAUGGUGUAAAGUAUGGAUGGAAGCAGUUAUUGUGCGCUCUAUGAACGAUGCAACACAGGUUCUAUGCAAAUGAAACAGAAAAUACAGGUGGGUCUGCUGUAAUGCUGCGCUAUUUCAAUUUGACCGGAAAGAGUACCAUACUCUUCAAAACCUCAUUUACACUGCCUUUGAAUUGACCCUGUAAAACAAGGUCACAUAACCAUUAGUGGAAAAAGCUGCUGUAUUGUCCUCUAAACCACACUGAUAUUCCCCUCGCAAUGCAUUUGAGGAGCGUAUUGUUAUUAAUGUAAUUCAGGGGACCUUUUCAGUCCAAGCAAAUUCAUCAUUUUCAGAAUAUAUAUUAAUAUUAAUAUAUAUUAAUAAUAGAUUCAGAGUAUAAUAUUUUGCUACGCUGUCCCAGUUCUUACAUUUAGCACAUUUGCCAAAGAGAAAUAACUAGUCAGUCAGGCUAUAGUGCAGCUAUCAAACUGACAAAUAUUUUUCACAUCUUUUGUAGAUUAAGUUCUUCAUAAACAGCAAUCCUGUGCAGCACCACAGUCAUGU